Molecule: messenger RNA, 513 nt
Organism: Plasmodium falciparum 3D7
Lineage: Eukaryota; Apicomplexa; Aconoidasida; Haemosporida; Plasmodiidae
Product: putative RNA-binding protein s1
Molecular function (GO): nucleic acid binding; RNA binding
Source: RefSeq, a predicted model, not a curated record
AUGAAUGAGAGUUCAAUAUAUAUAUACAAUUUAACACGUAAUGUAAGCAUCAACCAUUUAAAAGAAAUUUUUAUGAAUUUCGGUACGUUGAAGGAUGUUCAGUAUGUAACAUACGUUGAGGAAAGUAUGUUUCAUGAAAAGGGAGAUGGUAAAGAUGGUGAUAAAAAGGAAGAUAAUGAUGAUAAGGAGGAAGAUGAUGAUAAGGAGGAAGACAAUAAUAAGGAGGAAGAUAAUGAUAAGGAGGAAGAUAAUGAUAAGGAGGAAGAUAAUGAUAAUAAUGAUGAUAAUAAUGAUGAUAAUAAUGAUGAUAAUAAUGAUGAUGGUGAUGAUAAUGAUGAUAACCACAUUUGUGUUCAUAUAAAAUAUGAAAAUUCAAAAGAAGCUCAAGCAGCUAAAGAGUUUAUGGACGGUGGGCAAAUUGACGGGAAAAUAAUUUCAGUCAAAUAUAAGAUAAACCAUAAAUAUAUAAAAACAUACACAAAAAAAAAAAAAGAAAAAAAAAAAAAAAAUUGA